AUGGGUGUGAGCUACUUGUCCAUUUCGGCAGUCUCGACUGUUUUGAGUUUUGUUGGCCUUCAAGUUUGGACAGUAAUAUCUCUUGAGCAAUUAAGAUCUGAUGGGUUGAUUGGUGACAGUUCCUUUAGUACUGGGAACGCUAUCCAUGCAUUGGAUAAGCUUUUUAGUUCACAUGCCACAAUUGCAUUGGCCGCAAAUUUUGCACUUAAUGUUUUUAUACUGCUGAUUUUGUGUCUCAAGACUAUUUUCUUUUCAGAGUUGUAUUCAUCUGAAGUUCGAAAAUUAGUUGAACGCCUUAUUAAUUAUGUUAUCUACAAGGGAACUUUUCUUCCACUUGUUGUCCCACCCACUGUAUUUCAAGCUGGCUUAUGGUCAAUCUGGUUGACUGUUCUCUGUUCAUUGAAGAUGUUUCAAGCCUUAGCUAGGGAUCGGCUUGAGAGAUUGAAUGCUUCUCCAUCAGUGACCCCCUGGACAUACUUUCGUGUAUAUUCUGCCUUAUUACUGGUUUUCUCUGUUGAUAUGCUAUGGAUAAGGUUGUGUUUGGCAGUGUACAGCACAGUUAACUCUCCUACAUUUUUGUUGUUAUUCUUUGAGCCUCUAAGCAUUGCAUUUGAGACACUGCAGGCCAUCGUGAUUCAUGGAUUUCAGUUGCUUGAAAUAUGGUUGCAUUCUUCACGAGAUGGUGGUAAUUGUCGAAUGUCCAAACUCUUUGAUUUGUCUGCAACAGGAUCAUUGGGGGAGUGGAAAGGCAUUCUGAAUAGGAACUUUGGCUUUUUCCUGGAUAUGAUGACAUUUUUUAUGGCUCUAGCUCAUUACUUGCAUAUUUGGUGGCUUCACGGCAUGGCAUUUCAUCUUAUUGAUGCCAUCCUUUUCUUAAAUAUACGUGCAUUACUGAGUGCGAUUUUAAAUCGUAUCAAGGGUUUUGUUAAACUGAGAAUAGCAUUGGGAACCCUUCAUGAUGCGCUUCCAGAUGCGACAUUGGAAGAACUCCGGGCUUAUGAUGACGAGUGUGCUAUUUGUAGGGAACCUAUGGCGAAGGCUAAGAAGCUUACUUGCAAUCAUCUUUUUCAUCUAUCAUGCUUGCGAUCUUGGUACUACUAA
This is a messenger RNA of Oldenlandia corymbosa var. corymbosa, 1101 nucleotides long. The record is from the annotation of a GenBank genome assembly. Lineage: Eukaryota; Viridiplantae; Streptophyta; Magnoliopsida; Gentianales; Rubiaceae.